Molecule: messenger RNA, 821 nt
Organism: Rhodotorula graminis WP1
Lineage: Eukaryota; Fungi; Basidiomycota; Microbotryomycetes; Sporidiobolales; Sporidiobolaceae
Exons: 6
Coding region: 39-677 (212 amino acids)
Biological process (GO): translation
Cellular component (GO): cytosolic large ribosomal subunit; ribosome
Molecular function (GO): RNA binding; structural constituent of ribosome
Source: RefSeq, a predicted model, not a curated record
UCCCGCUUCGUCCGCCAACUUCCACUCCGCUCGUCAAGAUGGGUUUCGGCAAGAACAACGUCCUCCACCGCAACCACUUCCGCAAGGACUGGCAGUCGCGCGUCAAGACGUGGUUCGACCAGCCGGGCAAGAAGCACUCGCGCCGCGUCGCUCGCCAGGCCAAGGCUGCCAAGGCCGGUCUCCGCCCGGUUGAGCUCCUCCGCCCGGCUGUCCGUGCCCCGACGGUCCGCUACAACCGCAAGCUCCGUGCCGGCCGCGGCUUCACCAAGGCCGAGCUCAAGCAGGCCGGCGUCCGCGCCAAGGAGGCCCUCUCGAUCGGCAUCCCCGUCGACCACCGCCGCCGCAACAAGUCGGAGGAGUCGCUCAAGCUCAACGUCGAGCGCCUCGAGGCCUACAAGGCCCGCCUCGUCGUCUUCCCCAAGAAGGCCGGCAAGGUCAAGGCCGGCGACGCGGCCGACGCGUCCAAGGACACGGAGCGCGUCAAGAACGUCGCCGCCGCGUUCCCCAUCCCCAAGGGCUCGGCCGUCCUCGAGGAGCCGCGCGCCGUCACGGCCGAGGAGAAGGACUUUGCCGCCUUCCGCGCGCUCCGCGUCGCGCGCUCCAACGCCCGCCUCGUCGGCGUCCGCGCCGAGCGCAAGCGCAAGGCCGAGGAGGAGGAGGCCGCCAAGAAGAAGUAAACACUCGGCCCUUUGCCUCUUCUUUCGACCGUCCCCCACCUUUUUGUGCUUGUUCCCGCCCCGCCCGACCAACCCUCUCGCACCCUCCCUCCCCCACCCCAUGCCCCCCUGCAACGGCGUUGUUGUGCUGGCGAACGUCCAAAC